Cyphellophora europaea CBS 101466 is the source of this 864-nucleotide messenger RNA. RefSeq lists its product as uncharacterized. Gene Ontology annotation, cellular component: mitochondrial inner membrane. NCBI's taxonomy places the organism in Eukaryota, Fungi, Ascomycota, Eurotiomycetes, Chaetothyriales, Cyphellophoraceae. The coding region runs from base 1 to 864 and encodes 287 amino acids. The transcript has a single exon. The record is from RefSeq and is a predicted model, not a curated record. Gene Ontology annotation, biological process: mitochondrial respiratory chain complex IV assembly.
AUGAAAAUCCUCACCAAAGAAGAGGAAGCGGCCCAUUACCGCGAGACCCUUAAGGGUGGUGCCAUCGGCGGCUUCUCAGGACUCGGUCUGGGCCUUGCUGGUGUAGCAAUUGCAUCAGGCCGUUACCACUUCUUUCGCACACUCACUCUACCUCUAAAAGCCUUCCUCGUUACCUCAGCCGGCACCUUCGGCGGAAUUGUUGCGGCUGACCACUGGUCAAGGAAAUUUGAACAAGACCGUAAUCCGAUAGAUCGCGAGUACCAAGAAAGCCAAAAAGAGAAGAGGGAGGAGCAGGUGGCGGGGAAAACCUUUACACAGCGAGCGAUUGAUUUUGGCCGGGAGGAGAGAUACAAGAUUGUCGGUGGCUCCUGGAUUCUCUCUAUGGUCGCAGCGUUUUCGAUUGUCAAUCGAAACAAGUAUCUCACCGGCGCACAGAAGCUUGUACAGGCCCGUGUCUAUGCACAAUUUCUCACACUCGGCGUUCUCGUGGCCUCGGCAGCGUUCGAGAUCAGCGAUCAGCGCCAGCAGACGGGACGAUGGGAAACAGUCAAGUACAUUGACCCUAGCGAUCCGGAGCACAAACGCAUCAUUGAGAAGGAAGUCGAGGUGAAACAGGGCUUCGGUGGUGAGAAGGAAGAUCGGUCCGGCCGAGACCGGUGGAAGGAGAUGGUAGAUGCUGAGGAACAGCGCUUGAAGGGCAGGCAAGACGAUGAGAAGCGGUGGAAGAAGGACGCAGAAAAGAGGCACCACAGCGCAAAUGGGAAGAAGAAUGGGAAGAAGGAGCAGCACGAUGAGGAUAAGGAAAAGAGCGACUCCAAGGCCGAGGACAAGAAGGGAGAAAAGGCCCAAGACAAGAAGGACUGA